This is a messenger RNA of Bathycoccus prasinos, 1758 nucleotides long. RefSeq lists its product with no specific name. Gene Ontology annotation, molecular function: ATP binding; RNA binding; RNA helicase activity. Bases 1 to 1758 code for a protein of 585 amino acids. NCBI's taxonomy places the organism in Eukaryota, Viridiplantae, Chlorophyta, Mamiellophyceae, Mamiellales, Bathycoccaceae. The transcript has a single exon. Gene Ontology annotation, cellular component: nucleus; cytoplasm; ribonucleoprotein complex. The record is from RefSeq and is a predicted model, not a curated record.
AUGGGCAAAGGCGAAGCCGCUGCUUUGACAAAAGCUUUGAAAUCUUCCUUUUCGGAGGAAGAAGAAAAACGAGCGGCAAAACAGAUUAGGAAAGCGGAGAAGAAAGCGAAUAAGAAACGGAAAUUAGAGUUGGCGGCGGCGGCUGAAGAUGAUGAUGAUGAUGAUGAUGAUGAUGAUGAGAAGAGGAAGUCAAAGAAGUCAAAGAAGGAAAAGAAGGCAAAGAAGUUAAAGAAGUCGAAAGGGAACGACGACGACGGAAAUGAUGCGAAUAUCGCCGUCGUCGAUUCAGAGGACGACGAUAUAUUCUCAUCCAAGAAGAAGAAGACGAAUAAAAUGUCAGUUUCAGACGAGGAAGAGGUGAAAGCGUACGUGAAGGAACAUCACGUCACGGUGAGCACGAAAGACGCGCCGAACCCGAUUUUAUCCUUCGAGAAGUGUCACGAAAUAUUCCCCAUGGAAAUUGUAGCCGCGUUGAAGAAGCAAGGGUACGAGAAACCGACGCCUAUUCAGGCGUUUAGUUGGACGAUAGCGUUAACCGGGAGAGAUAUCGUCGCGAUUGCGAAAACGGGGAGCGGGAAGACGUGCUCGUUUUUGUUACCGGCACUGACGAGGAUAAAAAAGAACGGCGGACCUCAGAAAGCACCGGAGAUGAAACUCGUCAACGGUCGGUGGAAACCAGGAGCGGUGAAACCGACGAGUAUCGUCUUGGCGCCUACGAGAGAGUUGGCGAUUCAAAUCAACGACGAGUGCGCCAAGUUUUGCCCGGCGGUGAAAGCAAAAUGCGUCGUUCUUUACGGCGGAGCGGCUAAAGGCGACCAGUUGAGAGCGCUGAGAGGUGGCGCGGACAUUGUUGUCGCGACGCCGGGGAGAAUCAACGAUUUCUUGGACCCGCCGCCGGGAUUUUCCGCGCCGGUUUCCGCCAGCGCGGCGACGUACGUCGUUUUAGACGAAGCCGAUCGCAUGUUGGAUAUGGGUUUUGAACCCCAAAUUAAGAAAAUCAUCAAACUGUGUCCGCACGCGAGGCAGACGCUCUUUUACUCCGCGACUUGGCCGAAAGCGGUGCAGAAAAUAGCCGCGAACUUUACGACGAAACCGAUCCAAGUGUCCAUCGGCGAAGGCGGCACCGGGAAACUCACCGCGAAUAAAAUGAUCACGCAAAUCGUCCAAGUGUGCACAGAAGACGAGAAAUUCGAUAACUGCAUGCAAGCUAUGGGUGAGUUGGAAGAGAAAGAUACGUGCAUUGUGUUUUGCGGAACGAAAAGGCGGUGCGAUUUCCUCGAUCGAAAGUUGCGACAAAGCGGCAUCCACAGUUGCGGCGCCAUUCACGGCGAUAAAGACCAACACGAGCGCGAAAAAUCUUUAGACAACUUUCGUAAAGGAAGAGGAAACGUGUUGGUUGCCACGGAUGUCGCGGCGAGAGGUUUAGAUAUCCCUGGCGUGGCUAUGGUUUUGAUUUACGAUUUUCCCGGCGCGGUUGAAGAUUACGUCCACAGAAUCGGACGUACCGGACGCGCCGGUAAAACCGGCAUCGCGCACACUCUGUUCACCAGAGAAGAUUCGCAACAAGCGAGAGAGUUGGUGCAGAUUAUGGAAGGCGCAGACCAAGCGAUACCGCCGGAAUUGCAAGCUUUAGUCCGAACGAAAGGCGGCGGCGGCGGCGGCGGUCGCUGGUCCGGUGGACGAGGAGGAGGAAGAGGCAGGGGCGGCGGAAGAGGCGGCAAGUUUAGCAAAGGCGGUCGCGGAAAGGGUAAGUGGUAG